AUGACACGAUCCCUUUUUAAAGGACCUUUUGUAGAUGGGACACUCUUAUCUUCAAAAAAAAAGUUUGUUUGGUCCCGCCAGUCGUCUAUUUUACCUCAAUUUGUAAACAAAACGUUUAUGGUACACAACGGAAAAUCAUUUGUAGAGAUUACAAUCCAAGAAUCUAUGAUUGGACAUAAAUUUGGGGAAUUUGCAUUGACGCGAAAAAAAUUAAUCCACAAGAAAAAAGACAAAAAGAAAUAA
Molecule: messenger RNA, 243 nt
Organism: Ostreococcus tauri
Lineage: Eukaryota; Viridiplantae; Chlorophyta; Mamiellophyceae; Mamiellales; Bathycoccaceae
Source: the annotation of a RefSeq genome assembly